UGAUUAAAUCAAAAGGGCCUAAAUUGGGUCCCAUAAUUCAUCUCUAAUGCCUUUAAAUUAAUUCCUCAUUGCUUUCUCCCAUUUCCUCAAAUCAUAGCUAGCAUCAAAGAAAAUGGGAGCACUCGUGGUGGUGUUCUUCCUCGCCUUGUUGUCCUGCAACAUUCCCAGCUCUUCUUCUCGUACAUUGCCUUCAAAAUCAACUGCUGCUGCUGCUGCUGCUGUCGAAGACCCUGAAUUAGUGGUACAAGAAGUACAAAGGAGUUUGAACGUGUCGCGGCGGGAAUUGGGGUACUUGUCGUGCAAGACCGGGAACCCGAUCGACGACUGCUGGCGGUGCGACCCGCAGUGGGCCAAGAACCGGCAGCGGCUGGCGGACUGCGCGAUCGGAUUCGGGAAGAACGCGAUAGGCGGCCGAGACGGUGACAUCUACGUGGUGACCGACAGCGGCGACGACGACCCGGUGGACCCCAAGCCGGGGACGCUGCGGUACGCGGUGAUCCGCGAGGAGCCGCUCUGGAUCGUCUUCGACCACGACAUGACCAUCACGCUCAAGGAGGAGCUGAUGAUGAACUCGUACAAGACUCUCGACGGCCGCGGCGCCAACGUGCACAUAGCCGGCGGGCCGUGCAUCACGGUGCAGUACGUGAGCAACGUGAUCAUCCACGGACUGCACAUCCACGACUGCAAGCAGGGCGGGAACGCGUACGUGCGCGACUCCCCGGGGCACUACGGGUGGCGCACUCUGUCGGACGGCGACGGCGUGUCCAUCUUCGGCGGCGCCCACGUGUGGGUCGACCACUGCACGCUGUCGAGCUGCCGCGACGGACUGAUCGACGCCAUCCACGGCUCCACCGCCAUCACCAUCUCCAACAACUACUUCAGCAACCACGACAAGGUGAUGCUGCUCGGCCACAGCGACGAGCUCGCCGCCGACAAGAGCAUGCAGGUCACCAUCGCCUUCAACCACUUCGGGGAGGGCCUCGUGCAGAGGAUGCCAAGGUGCCGCCUUGGCUACUUCCACGUCGUGAACAACGAUUACACGCAUUGGGAGAUGUACGCCAUCGGGGGGAGCGCGGCGCCGACCAUUAACAGCCAAGGAAACAGGUUCCUUGCGCCCGACGACCGCUUCUCGAAGGAGGUGACCAAGCGCGAGGAGGCGACGGAGGGCGAGUGGAAGAAGUGGAAUUGGAGGUCGGAAGGGGAUCUGAUGCUGAACGGAGCCUUCUUCACGCAGUCAGGCGCAGGAGCGUCGUCGAGCUACUCGAAAGCGUCGAGCUUGGGCGCACGGUCGUCGUCCGUGGUCGACGUUAUAACGGCGGCGGCCGGCACGCUGUCAUGCAAGAAAGGUUCCCGUUGUUGAUUAAUUAAGAUAAUUAUUAAUUAAUUAAUUAAUUAGUGGGUAAACAACAAUUAAGGCUGAGAGAUAAAUCAUAUAGGAGUUAAUUUACUGUACUCUAUAAUGGCACCUAUCUCGGCCUGUGAACUGAACCGAACCGGUUGUGUUGAAGAGAACUCAUGUGGUUCAGAAACUCCAAGUGCUGUAUGUUGAUAUAAAUAUAUAGUUGAAUCUUAUUUAUCUUGGCAUUCGGCAGAAUGCUCAUUAUUUUUCA
Molecule: messenger RNA, 1610 nt
Organism: Zingiber officinale
Lineage: Eukaryota; Viridiplantae; Streptophyta; Magnoliopsida; Zingiberales; Zingiberaceae
Product: probable pectate lyase 5
Exons: 3
Coding region: 113-1360 (415 amino acids)
Molecular function (GO): pectate lyase activity
Source: RefSeq, a predicted model, not a curated record